This is a messenger RNA of Vicia faba (fava bean), 1644 nucleotides long. Lineage: Eukaryota; Viridiplantae; Streptophyta; Magnoliopsida; Fabales; Fabaceae. The record is from the annotation of a GenBank genome assembly.
AUGCAUGGCUACAGCCGCCUUGGUAGGCCCAAAAGCGGCGGCGUCGGUCCCGCUCCCGCUCCCGGCAGCCACUCCUCCUCCUCCUGGUCCAAACUCGUAUUCCUUCUCAUGUCCGCCAUUUUCAGACGACGAGGCUUGCUUCUAUUCGCUCCUCUUUUGUAUAUUUCCGGAAUGUUGCUGUAUAUGGGUUCCUUAAGCUUCGAUGUUGUUCUUGUACACAAACACCCUCGCCCUCAUCCUGGUUCUCUUUACACAACUCCUCUACUCUUUCGUAAUCUUUGGCCUUUCAUGGAAGCUGACAAUGCUACUUCUAGCAAUGUUUUGAUGAAUGCUUGGAGUUUGAAAGAGGAUACACAAUGGAAGCCUUGUGCUAAUAAAACUCUUUCUCAAAUAGAGUUGCCCAAGUCAAACGGUUACCUUAUAAUUGAAGCAAACGGUGGACUGAAUCAGCAACGCCUCUCGAUAUGUGAUGCAGUUGCUGUGGCUGGACUACUAAAUGCUACUCUUGUUAUUCCAAUAUUCCAUUUAAAUAGUGUUUGGAGAGAUUCAAGCCACUUCGGUGACAUUUUCGACGAAAAUUUCUUCAUACAAUCUCUCGAGAAACAUGUGCAUGUGGUAAGAGAACUUCCAGUUGACGUACUUGAACGGUUUGGCAAUAAUGUAAGUAACAUUGUCAACCUCAGAGUAAAAGCCUGGUCCAGUCCAUCUUACUAUCUUAAGAAGGUUCUUCCUCAUCUUUUGGAAAUGAGUGUUGUUCGUAUUGCACCUUUCUCCAACAGAUUAGCUCCAUCAGUACCCUCAAAAAUCCAAGGGCUAAGGUGCUUUGCCAACUAUGAAGCUAUUAGAUUUUCUGAACCUAUUAGAACCCUUGCAGAAACCAUGGUUGAUCGGAUGAUUAAACAUAGUUCCCAAAGUGGUGGGAAAUAUGUUUCAGUGCACCUUCGUUUUGAGGAGGAUAUGGUUGCAUUUUCAUGUUGUGUGUAUGACGGUGGGGCAGAGGAGAAACGUGAAAUGGAUAUUGCUCGUGAAAGGAGUUGGCGAGGUAAAUUCAGAAGAAAGCAUAGGAUAAUAAAGCCCGGUGUACAUCGGGUGGAGGGUAGAUGUCCUUUGACUCCAUUAGAGGUAGGAGUGAUGCUUAGAGGCAUGGGAUUCGAUAAUACCACUUCAGUUUACGUUGCUGCAGGAAAAAUUUAUAAAGAACAAAAGUACAUGGCACCACUUAAACAAAUGUUUCCACGAUUAGUAACAAAAUAUACCCUGGCAAGUCCAGAAGAGCUUGCUCAAUUUAAGCGCCACUCAUCUAGGUUGGCUGCUCUUGAUUAUACUGUCUGCCUUCAUAGUGAAGCAUUUGUUACGACUCAGGGUGGAAAUUUUCCUCACUUCUUGAUGGGUCACAGGAGAUAUAUGUACGGUGGACAUGCAAAGACCAUUAAACCCGAGAAGAGAAAAUUGGUUGUAUUAUUCGAUAACCCUGAUGUAAGAUGGGAAGUAUUUAAGCAGCAAAUGAAAGACAUGCUUCAGCAUAGUGAUCAAAGGGGAACCGAAGUAAAAAAGACUGGUGAAUCCCUAUAUACUUUUCCCAUGCCAGACUGCAUGUGUAAACAGGUAGAACCCAACAAUGAAAAUGCUAACAUUAUAUUAUGA